Molecule: messenger RNA, 1007 nt
Organism: Danaus plexippus (monarch butterfly)
Lineage: Eukaryota; Metazoa; Arthropoda; Insecta; Lepidoptera; Nymphalidae
Gene: Lamtor2
Product: ragulator complex protein LAMTOR2 homolog
Exons: 2
Coding region: 92-469 (125 amino acids)
Biological process (GO): cellular response to amino acid stimulus; positive regulation of TOR signaling
Cellular component (GO): Ragulator complex
Molecular function (GO): guanyl-nucleotide exchange factor activity; molecular adaptor activity
Source: RefSeq, a predicted model, not a curated record
AUUUGACAUAUAGAAAGUUUGACAUAUUAAUUAUAACAAUAACGAAAUAGUUUUUGUGAUAUUAGUGCACACAUUAUACGAAACUUUUAAAAUGUUGAAACCCAAAGCCCUUACACAAGUUCUGAGCCAAGCCAAUACGGGAGGAGUUGAAAACACACUAUUACUCAAUCAUCAAGGAGCUUUAUUAGCGUAUUCGGGGUAUAAUGACAAGGAUGCACGAGUUACUGCAGCAAUAGCGAGUAACGUUUGGUCAGCAUACGAAAAACAUGGAAGAAACGUUUUUAAAGAGGAUAAAUUGCAUUUGAUAUUAGUUGAUUGUUUGAAUGGAAAAAUAGCAAUAACUCAAGUAGCUAAUUUAUUAUUAUGCCUUUAUGCAAAGGAGACUGUGGGUUUUGGUAUACUUAAGGAAAAGAUCCAUGCAAUAGCCCAAUAUUUGGAAGGCCCUUUAAAACAGGUAGCGACUUCAUAAAACAAAACUUUAUUGUGUCAUUCUAAACUUUCCAUAAGAAGUUGAAUUAUGGCUUUUUAUAAUUAUAUAAUCUAAAUAGAUUUAUAAAUAAUAUAUUAUCAUUUUUAUUUAUGCAAUGUAUAUUCAAUAUACAUUCUAAUUAAGUUAUCUUGCAAGAUAAAGAUAUAAGGAUAUUAUAUUGUUACUGCAAUAAUAUGAGUUAUUAUGGCUUAUAUCAGAACUGAAUUUAAAAUUACUAACUUGAACUGAUGUAACUGAGAAUACUUCAAGACUAUAACAGAUGUGGUGCCUUUAUGAAAGUAAUAAUAUAUAACUAAAUGACUUGAACAUUUGCACUGUAGGUUUAUUUCAUAUUAUUAUGGAUGAGUUAUGGCAUUUGAAGAAAAUUUAUGUCUUAAAUGAAAAUAUACACAUUUGCCGGUUGAAAAAAAAAUUGUUUUGUAGUGUCUUUAAUAGUUUGCAAAUUAAUGCUAACCCCUAAAUAUGGUCUGUGGCAGAUUUUUAAUAUAGGUUAUAAAAACAAACAGUUAAAGGUAAA